This is a messenger RNA of Apis laboriosa (Himalayan honeybee), 732 nucleotides long. RefSeq names its product coiled-coil domain-containing protein 86. The record is from RefSeq and is a predicted model, not a curated record. The transcript is spliced from 3 exons. Lineage: Eukaryota; Metazoa; Arthropoda; Insecta; Hymenoptera; Apidae. Bases 141 to 623 code for a protein of 160 amino acids. Gene Ontology annotation, cellular component: nucleolus.
UUGUCAAUCAUUCGCAAUAUGGUUACCCGCGUCCACGUGAUUAUCUAACCUAUUUUAAUUGUUUAUAUUCUAAUUGUUUACAAUAAAAGCAAUAAUUGUGUAUUGUACUAUUAUUAUAAAUAAGAAUCACUAAUGAAAAAAUGACAACUGACGAGAAGGUAAUUAGUGCAGAAGAUAUAUUGAAUAAUAAAUCAGAUAUUUCAGACACGAAUACAAAAGAUUCAGAUAGUAUCAAUAAGUCUAAAAAAGUAAAAACCAAGAAAGAAAAGUCAUUAGAGGAACAAAUUCCUAAAGGAAAACCAAAAUCUGGUAGGAUAUGGAAAGAACAAAAGAAAAGGUUUUCUUCUAUUGUUAAAACACGUGGUAUACGAUUGUCUUUUGAUAAAAAACAAAAAUUGAAAGAAGAUCUAAAACAUGUUAAAGAAAUGUCACGGGAAAUAAAAGCAAAAAAGCAAGCGGAAAAGGAAGCAAAAAAAGAAAGAAGAAGAGCCAAUUUAAAACGUGCUGCAGAGAAUCAGAGGAAGAGUGAAAUUGUACAAGUUAUCACAAAUACUGCAAAAUUGAAAAAAAUUAAGAAGAAACAUCUCAGAAUGAUACAAAAAAGAGAUACGCUCAAUUUUUAGAAAUAUUGAGCAUUUGCAUUUCUAAAAUAAUUUGUGAUUUUAUAAUUAAAAUGUGUGAAGUAUGUAUUGUAAAUAAAGAAAAAAGAAAAAAAAGAAUAGUUUAAACAUA